GGUGAUUAAAAGAAACGUAGACGGAAGGUUGAUGUUUUCCUUACAGGUCAUCAGCCAUGGUGUGCAUCCCCUGCAUCGUCAUCCCCAUCCUCUUGUGGGUCUACAAGAAGUUCUUGGAGCCCAUCCUCUACCCCUUCAUAUCUCCCUUCAUCAGCCGGAUCUGGCCAAAGAAAGCCGUUCAGAGCAUCCCGCCCGCGGGGAGCAAAGACCAAGGGGAGUGCAACGGCAGCAGUAAGCCGGCCAGUAAUGGAGCCGUGAACGGAAGUGUCACUCACACACAGGAAGAGACCUCCAAUAAAAAGACGGACUGAACCGAGCUCA
Molecule: messenger RNA, 321 nt
Organism: Nanorana parkeri
Lineage: Eukaryota; Metazoa; Chordata; Amphibia; Anura; Dicroglossidae
Gene: CUNH18orf32
Product: chromosome unknown C18orf32 homolog
Exons: 3
Coding region: 57-311 (84 amino acids)
Biological process (GO): positive regulation of canonical NF-kappaB signal transduction
Source: RefSeq, a predicted model, not a curated record